This is a messenger RNA of Tripterygium wilfordii, 3563 nucleotides long. RefSeq lists its product as uncharacterized. The transcript is spliced from 5 exons. Lineage: Eukaryota; Viridiplantae; Streptophyta; Magnoliopsida; Celastrales; Celastraceae. The coding region runs from base 514 to 3273 and encodes 919 amino acids. The record is from RefSeq and is a predicted model, not a curated record.
UGACAGAUACCCUUUUAUCGAUCAAAACGCUGCCUUUGUCAUCAUUUCCGUAUCCAAUCUCUCUCUCUCUCCCACCCUUUUUGUUUCAUUUGAUACGGUGUCAUCUGCGACUCUGUUUCUCGGGAUUUCAAUUUCUGGGUAAGUAUAAAUCGCCGAGAGUAAAAAGAAAAACCGAUCUUUUUCGUUGCUUGGCGCGUCCACAUUGACCCAGAUUCGAGGCUUUUGUCUUUGCUCGUUUCUUCAAUUAUGUUCGAGUGUUUGACCCCAUAUCGGCUUGUCUUUUCAUAUGCUGGAUUGGCAAUAAUUUUUUUGGAUUUUAGGAGUACUUUUGUUCUUGGUUGGUUGGUCGUUUGUGGAAGUGAAAGAUUUUGACGGAAAUUCUUGCAUGUUGUGGCGAAAUCGAUACGGGGGCACUUGUAUGAUGGAAGGAUAUAUGACUCUAAUUUAAGGUGCAUUCUUUUAUUUUCUCUGCAGUGCUUGAAUUUGGUUUUCUCAUUGAAACUAGCAGAAGCAAUGUCAGAAAUAAUGGUAUCUAAACAGUCUGUGCCAAGUGUCAUUGCAAGAUUGAUGGGUCUUGAGGAGCUAAAUCCGCAGCAGCCUGUGCAGAAAAGACAGAGAGUGUUGUCUGAGAGUUAUCUACGAAGAGUUGCUUCUAUCGGUGUGUGGGAGAAGCAUUCAUUUCAUGCACGAAAUUCAUUUAGGCUUGGUAGUGAAGAUCAGAAAGAAUGUAAGGAUGCAUUUGGAGUAUCGAUGGCAUUAAAAAAUGAAAAGCUGCAUCUUCCGCCAGUUUUAAAGAGAAAAGUAAAAUCAGGUUCUUCAGAGGUAAAUAGGACCUUUAUGAGGCAGAAGCCGAGAAAUGCAAAGUGUGUCAUGGCUGACAAGAAGCUUCAUGUUUCAAUCGAAGAUUUUGAUGCAUCUGAAGUAAUUGAUUCGGAGCCUCUCAAUGAUUGGCAAUGUGUCCCUUCCCCUUCUCAGUCAGGUCACAUUCCUUUUCCAAAUUCAUCAUCUUUUUCUGAUUUUAGAGGGACCGAUGUACACCAGAGAUUUUGGAGGACGGGCAGAGGAGGAUAUGUUAAAUCCAAUGAGAAAAUCAAGAAUGGCCUUUCUACAGGUUCCAAUGGAGAACAUGGUAUCAGUAAUGUCAGAAAGUUCCACAGAUCUCCAUUUGAGUUUCCCAAUGGAAGACGUAUCCCUGCUAAAAGGAUUGUUGUUUUAAAACCAUUCCCUGAAAGUCCGCAGAAUUCUGUGAAUCAAUUUUCUUCAUCAACUGCAACUCAUGGCUUUCAGUUAGGUGACAGGAAGCAUGGAGGUAUUCUUAAUCCUGAAAGUGAAAAUUUAUUUAUUGAAGCAGAAGGAGGAAAAAACAUAGCUAACAAUAGGAAAUUUCGUAGACUAAGGUCUAGCUUGUCAGAGGAAAGUAAUCGACAAAUCGAACAUGGUUUAAGCAUCAUGUCUGCAAGGGUAACGGAGGUAGAAACUGGAGGUGGGGCCACUACUGAGCUAGAGUCUGGGGCCUCUGGGCUGAACAUAUCUUCUGCCCUUUUCUUUUCUGAUUGGAGGAACCAUUAUCCACCAUCAUAUUCAGGAAUUUCGUAUGUGGCUGUGGAAGCUAAUGAGAAAAUCUUUGGAAGAGGGACGACCGCUAAAAAUUUUAAACGAGUCUGGGCACCUAGUAGGGGCAAAAUGCUUAGAAUGCCUGAUAACAAGUUGAGGCCAAUUUUGGAUGGGAAGCCUAGUCAGCUUGGCUUCAGCAAUCAAAAUUGUCAUGAAAAAGAAUAUGUAAAUUUGGGUUUUCCUUUCUGCAUUAGCAGCUCUGGUGCCAGUGAGGAUAGGAUUGUUAGAUCCACAACUCCCUCAGAUAAUUCCUCUGGAAAUGGGAGCUCUAAAUCCAGUUUCUCACUUCAGAAUGACAGGUAUGUUAUGCCGCUUGAGUCUCUUAAUAGGGUAAGACGAAUGUCAAUGAAGCAAGAACUCAAGGAGAAACGUGGUAUGGUACUGCAACACACAGGACCCAGGUCUUUAGGAUCUCCACCUAAUUCUUCAUGUUUGCCGUCAGGAUUAACUGGAAAUGGUCGGAUUCACCAUUUGAAGUACCAACUUGAGGAGGCAGGUCUGUUUGUACCAAAUUCAGGAGUGCCUAGGUCCUCAGGUUCGAAUAAUCUUUGCUCUUAUUCAGAAGUUGAUCACGCAUUACAAGCAAACUCGGUGACUGAGGAGGAGCUAGAGGUCACACUCGAGGAUAAUGAUCAGUCUGAACAGAAUUGUGUGGUUUCAAGGUCAUCAUUACAUGAUGUAUCCAUUAGUGUGGUUCCUGAUAUAUUGCUUGAUUCAGAAACUGAAGCUAUUGGCCAGUCUUUUGUAAAUGUUGAGAAGCAUUAUGGAUCUACUGAGCACAUCUUGGAGAAAGUUGAUAGUUCUUCUUCUUAUGCCCCCGAAAAAUCAAUUCAACAGGAUAUGCCAAGUGGAGCCUCUGAAGAAGGUUCUGUUUCUUCAUGUUCCAGCACAGAAUUUGAGUCUCUUAUGAGCUUGGAGGAUGCUUACCAUCCUAGCCCAGUUUCAGUUCUGGAGCCAAUUUUCAAGAACAAUAUUUCAUCUUGUUCAGAAAACUUUCAGAAUGGUGGUGCUGAUUUACAAGGUUUACACCUGCAACUCGAAAUUCUGAAAUCUGAGGUGUCAGACUCAGAUGCAUACUCGGAAGGAUCUGGGAUGAUUGUGUCUAGUGAUGAAGACACCGCGGAAGUUGUAUCUAUUGGCUACUCUGAGGAAAAUGAAGAUUCAGUUAAAGAGAAUAGAGAAUUCUCCUAUAUGGUUGAUGUCUUUAGUGAGGCGGGUUUUCAGAGCAGGAAUCCAUAUGUUGGCUCUGAUAAAUGGCAUUCUCCAGAAUGCCUGAUAGACCCUUCUGUCCUUGAGAAAGUAGAGAAGAAAUAUGCUGAGCAGAAAUCGUGGAAGAGAUCAGAAAGGAGGCUGUUAUUUGACCGUAUAAAUUCUGGACUAAUGGAGAUGUUGCAUUCAUGCACGAGUGUGCGUUCGCUGACAAAACCUGUAGGAAGAAGAUUCAGUUUUAGGCAUAGCCCUGAGACAAUUACGGAGGAGCUGUGGAGGUUGCUGGUCAGCCAAGGAAAGCAAGUGUUCAACAAAUUAUCUGAGAAGGUGCUGGGAAACGACGACGGGUGGUUGGAUUUGGGAGAUGAAGUUGAGGUCAUCGGUAUAGAAAUAGAGAAUUCUUUGAUUGAUGAACUGGCAGCAGAGUUUAUUACCAUGGAAAAUUGGUGAUUUUUAAAAAAAAAUUAUUUUAUUUAUCAUUGUCAGAACCACAGGGUAUAGAGAAAUAGUAUCAUUAGUGCAUGUAAGUCUAUUGUUCUGCAUCACUUAAGAGAGGUGUAACUAGGAAAAAAAAGUUUUGAUGGAUUGAGGUUUGAAAUUAGCUGGUUAGUGUGUACCAUUUUUUCUUUGAAAAAUUGCAUCUGACAUUCAAGGUGUGUUUGAUUUAGCUGUUUUUCAAGCAUUUUCUGUUUUCAUUUUCCUGGAAAAUAGAAAACGCCCUAGAAAACGUGUUUGGUGUU